GCCCCCAACGCCCACUUUGUUUAUGGUUUUGUUGGUACAAAGCACUGCCGUGAGUUAGUAAAUUUUGUCGACAGGCUCCAAGCUCGCCGAUUAUUCUUCACUUUUUGCAGUUAUUUCUCUGAUAAUAUGGCUCGUCGUUAUGACACCAGAACCACAAUUUUCUCUCCUGAAGGGAGACUAUUUCAAGUGGAGUAUGCCAUCGAGGCUAUCGGCCAUGCUGGCACUUGCUUAGGUAUUUUGGCCAACGAUGGCAUCCUUCUGGCUGCCGAGAGGAGAAACACAAACAAACUUCUAGAUGAAGUUUUUUUCUCUGAGAAAAUCUACAAGAUCAACGAGGACAUGGUUUGCAGUGUUGCUGGAAUCACCUCUGAUGCCAAUGUGCUGACUAGCGAACUGAGGGUCAUCGCCCAGAGGUACUUGCUCACUUACGGAGAAUCCAUUCCUUGUGAGCAACUUGUUUCGUGGCUUUGUGAUAUCAAACAAGCCUACACUCAGUAUGGAGGCAAGAGACCUUUCGGUGUUUCGAUCUUGUACAUGGGCUGGGACAAGCACUAUGGCUAUCAACUGUACCAGUCCGACCCCAGCGGCAACUACAGUGGUUGGAAGGCAACUUGCAUUGGCAACAACAGUGCUGCGGCCGUCUCGAUUCUUAAACAGGAGUAUAAGGAGGGUAAGACCACCCUGACGGAAGCUAAGAGCUUGGCCAUCAAGGUGCUCAGCAAAACUUUGGACAUGACCAAGCUGAAUGCUGAAAAAUUGGAGAUGGCCAUUCUGGUUCGUGAGGAUGGCAAGACCAAGAUUCGCAUCCUCCCAGCGAAGGAAGUGGAGGAAAUCAUUGCUGCAUUUGAGCAGUCUGAAGCAGCUUCCUCCUCAGCUGAAGCGGCUCAAAAAUAAUUAGCGUUAAUUGAUUAUUAUUUCUUAUUCUAUAAAUAAAGCAAAGGUUUUGAUUUGAACUAAAAA
Messenger RNA from Cloeon dipterum, 960 nucleotides. It is a transcript of the gene Prosalpha3, whose product is annotated as proteasome alpha3 subunit. NCBI's taxonomy places the organism in Eukaryota, Metazoa, Arthropoda, Insecta, Ephemeroptera, Baetidae. Gene Ontology annotation, biological process: proteasomal protein catabolic process; ubiquitin-dependent protein catabolic process. Gene Ontology annotation, cellular component: cytosol; nucleus; proteasome core complex. Bases 127 to 894 code for a protein of 255 amino acids. The transcript is spliced from 7 exons. The record is from RefSeq and is a predicted model, not a curated record.